UGGCAGGCAUGGCGGGGAUGGGACUCAACGCCUCGCAGCCGCCCCAGACGCACACAUCGCCGGUGCAGAACCACGUCCAAUCCCACACCCCCGCCCUCCCGCCCCGCAUCACGCCGCCCUCGUACAAUGAACAGCGGGCGCGCGCGCUCUGGGACUACAAUGGCGCGGACCCCGAGGACCUGCGGUUCCGGCAGGGCGACAUUGUCAUCGUGGACGAGGAGGUCAAUGCCGAGUGGUUCCGCGGUCGCAUUGUCGGCUCGAGCAUGGAGAAGGGCGGGCUGUUCCCGGCCAGCUACGUAGAGAAGCUUGGGCCCGGUACGCGGGAUGAGAAGGCUGGCGCCGGCGGCAUGGUUCCCUACCAGCCCCCCGGCGCUGCAUCCUCCUACUACACACCGCCCCCGGGCCAGGUGCAGCAGUACGGCGCCUCCGGUAUGUCACCCAUGCAACAGUCGGCUGGUGGCACGACGAUCGUUGUCCAGGACGACCCCAAGAAGGGCAAGUUUGGCAAGCUUGGCGGAAACCUAGGCAACGCCGCGGUCACCGGUGCUGGCUUUGGGUUCGGCAGCGCGGUGGCGUCGAACAUUGUCAACGCCAUCUUGUAAACUCCAUGCUAACCUCCCUUUUCGUCGGACAGUGCCACGAACACGGGCAGAGCGCCAAAAUUUUGUACAUAGAGACUCCGACUGUAUGCAUCCAUCGAUCUUUCGCAG
Cutaneotrichosporon oleaginosum is the source of this 710-nucleotide messenger RNA. RefSeq lists its product as uncharacterized. The record is from RefSeq and is a predicted model, not a curated record. Lineage: Eukaryota; Fungi; Basidiomycota; Tremellomycetes; Trichosporonales; Trichosporonaceae. Gene Ontology annotation, biological process: protein transport to vacuole involved in ubiquitin-dependent protein catabolic process via the multivesicular body sorting pathway. Gene Ontology annotation, cellular component: ESCRT-0 complex. Gene Ontology annotation, molecular function: protein binding.